Molecule: messenger RNA, 810 nt
Organism: Lolium perenne
Lineage: Eukaryota; Viridiplantae; Streptophyta; Magnoliopsida; Poales; Poaceae
Source: RefSeq, a predicted model, not a curated record
AUGGAGCAUCAAAACCUGUGUGAAUCUCAGCUUGCAGGCAGCUGCCUGGCAGCACCUGGUGCCUCGCGAGGCCACCUCCUGCUUGCCUCUGUGGACGAGGAGACGUCCUGCAGAGCUCCUACGUCCGCUGAGCCUCGUCCCUAUCCUCUCCCGCGCGCGUUGCUUCUCUUCCCCUUCUUCUCUGCGAGCGCCCCAACCCUAGCUCGCCGGCCAUCGCUCGCCCCCGCCGCUACAGGCCUCCCCAAGCCUAGCCGCCGACGCCAUCCUCUCCGCCUCGUCGCCACGACCCUCCCCGUCGAAGGAAUCGACGCGGGGUGCCCCGAAUCGGCACCGCCGCUCCCUUCUUCCUCGCGUCCGGCGGCCGAAAUUGGCUCGACGCCGGCGCUACGAGCCUCCUCGGCCCUCACCGAUGAGCUCUACGGCUCCAGGGCAGGCAGCUGCCUGGCAGCACCUGGUGCCUCGCGAGGCCACCUCCUGCUUGCCUCUGUGGACGAGGAGACGUCCUGCAGAGCUCCUGCGUCCGCUGAGCCUCGUCCCUAUCCUCUCCCGCGCGCGUUGCUUCUCUUCCCCUUCUUCUCUGCGAGCGCCCCAACCCUAGCUCGCCGGCCAUCGCUCGCCCCCGCCGCUACAGGCCUCCCCAAGCCUAGCCGCCGACGCCAUCCUCUCCGCCUCGUCGCCACGACCCUCCCCGUCGAAGGAAUCGACGCGGGGUGCCCCGAAUCGGCCCCGCCGCUCCCUUCUUCCUCGCGUCCGGCGGCCGAGAAUUGGCUCGACGCCGGCGCUACGAGCCUCCUCGGCCCUCACCGAUGA